CUGUGGUCAGUCACUCUCUGUCUUCAUUCCUAGACUAGAUCAGUAGGAAGUCUUCUAGUCCUACGACACUGAAGCCUGUGGCUCUUGCCCCAAGGAUCCACUUCAGACUGACCAAGUUUUCUUUCUCUGGCCACCCACGGGAGCCUAGGGCCUUUCACUGUGUGAUGCUGUGGCCACUCCUGCUGCCCCUGCUGUGGGCAGGGUCCCUGGCUCAGCAGGAAUAUGAGCUCUCGGUGACUACUUCAGUGACGGUGCAGGAGGGCUUGUGCAUCUUUGUGUCCUGCCAAGCUCAGUACCCCUCCAGUGGUUCCGUCUUUGGCUAUUGGUUCCAGAAUGGAGCCAAUGCAAACAAAGACUCUCCAGUGGCUACCAACAACCCAGCUCGCUCAGUACUGAAGAAAGUUCAAGGUCGAUUCCAUCUUGUGGGUGGCCAAGACACCCGUAAUUGCUCCCUGGACAUCAGAGAUGCACAGAAAGGUGACACAGGAGUGUACUUCUUCAGGGUGGAAGGAAGUGGUUCUAUGAAGUACAGUUUUCUACAGAAGACGCUCUCUGUAAAUGUGAUAGCUCUGACUAAGAUCCCUAAAUUCCAAGUCACAACCUCCCUGGUGUCUGGAAAGUCUACCCAACUGAUCUGCUCUCUGCCUUGGGCCUGUGAGCGGGGGACACCCCCCAUCUUUUCCUGGAUGUCAUCUGCCAUCACCUCCCUGGGCCACAGAACCACCCUCUCCUCAGAGCUGAACCUCACACCCAGGCCCCAGGACCACGGCGCCAACCUCACCUGUCAGGUGACCUUCCCAGGAGCUGGUUUGACUGUGGAGAAGACUGAACAGCUCAGUGUUGCCUAUGCUCCACAGAAGCUGACCAUCAGGGUGUCCAGGGGAGAUGAUUCAGAACCUAAGGUCCUGCACAGUGACUCAACUCUGCAAAUCCAAGAGAGUGAGUCCCUGCGCCUGGUCUGUGUGUCGGACAGCAAUCCCCCUGCCACGCUGAGCUGGAAACACCUGCCCCAGAAGUACCUCCCGCUCUCCACCCCUGAGGAGCUGCAUCUGCCUCGGGUGGAGUUGGAGGACGGUGGAAAAUACGUCUGCCAAGCUCAGAACCUGCUGGGUACCCAGGUGGCCUCUGUGAGCCUCAGCGUAAGGAGCCUUCUCCAGCUCCUGGGACCCUCCUGCUUCUGGGAGGCUGAGGGCCUGCACUGCAGCUGCUCCUCCAGGGCCUGGCCUCCCCCGUCCCUGCGCUGGCGGCUGGGGGAGGGGCUGCUGGAGGGGAACAGCAGCAAUGCCUCCUUCAAGGUCACCUCCAGCUCCACAGGACCAUGGGCCAACAGCUCCCUGAGCCUCUCCAUGGAAUUCAGGGCUGACCGUAGACUCAGCUGUGAAGCUUGGAAUGACAAUGGGGUGCAGGGCGCCACUAUCUUGCUGCUGCCAAGUAAAGAGGUCACAAAGGACAAACCUGAAACCAGUAGUGGAGGAUUGGUCCAGGGGGCCCUUUGGGGAGCUGGUCUCAUGGUUUUGCUCGCUGUCUGCCUCUGCCUCAUCUUCUUCAUAGUGAAGGUCCUCAGGAAGAAAUCAGCCUUGAAAGUAGCAGGCAUCGAGAACAACCCUCCUGCCGUAAAUGGCGGAAGCGUGAUUCUGCCCAGUGUCUCCGUGAGCUCCCCCACCCAGGUCCUCGGCCUUUCAGACCUAGGGCAUCUGUUCCCACAGCGCAUCAUCCCCGAUGCUCCCUCACAAUACCUGUGCCGCGUGUUCAACAUCAAGACCUACAGAAUGACAUUCAAACUCCCUGGGUUUCCUGAUCUGUCCUUGAGUGGAGCCUUAACCAUCGUCCAUGCAUCAGGUCACCUGAAUGCAUCAGGGUCACAGAACCAGAAAGAACAGCCGCGCCUUGACACAGCCCCACUCACCCUGAAGGAUGAGCUUGAACUCUACUAUGCCUCCCUCUCCUUCCAAAGCCUGCGGCCCCGGCAGCCACAGAACGAGCAGUCCAUCAAGUCUGAUUACGCAGAGAUCAAGAUCCACAAGUGCUGACCUUCCUUGCCCCAUGAGCCCCAGCACGGCUGGAGUCCCAGGAAAGCAUGGCUGGGGACAGCGAGUUUUAGGGGGAGACUGAUAUCAGUGGCCUCUAAGCCAAAGUCUAUGAAGGGGAAGAAGGGAGUCUCAGAAGGAAUGAAGGCCAUAGAGAGUCCUGGGUUUGAGUCCAGAUUCAGUAUUACCCCACAGAAGCCACCUUCCCUCUCUGUGCCCUCUCUUCCUCCUCUGUAAAGUAGGGUCAUAUUCGUGCGCUGUGUCGAGAAGAAAAUGUAGUGUUUAUUGUUGAUUGUGAUGCUUUAUGUUGCCUCAGCAGAAGGAGGGACAUUCCGACUUCAUUGCACACUUGGAUUUUACUUGCAUAUUUUUAAGAACGUAUGUUAAUUCUUAAAGUGAUUCUGUUUUGAAGUAUGACAAUGUGACAGCUACAUGUAUCGCAGAUUGGACUCAGACUGGAUGUUCUGCAGUCUCUGAAAGAUCACACAGAUGCCAUGUAGAUCCCAGACUACUGUAUCCAGCAAGGUUAUCAAUCACAGGGCAUAAAGCUAAUAUAUAAAGACCUUCCACAAAUCACUAAAAACAGCAGACAAUCCAGUAAAAAAUAGCAUAGGUGACUGGCCAGCAAGCAGAAAGGUGAUCAGUCAUUGCUUGUCAAUGAAAGAUAAAUAACUACCAAACUGUGCAGGAGUUCUGCUCACAACCGCAAGAUGCAGCUGCUCAUCAGGCCUACGCAGCGCGUUCAGGGAAGGAUUGGGGAUAAAGCUCAGCAGUGGAAGGGUUGCCUAGUACGUCUGAGACCCUAAUGUGUUUGAUCUCAAGUCCUAUAAAAACAGUGAAAUGCACCCAAUGCCCAUCAGAAGUAAGACAGACAAACAAGUUACAUAAUGUUUAUGGGAUGGAAAAAUAGCAUCUUGUACAUGUGUGAGUUUUGCAAAUGUAACACUGAGUGAUAUAAUCCAGACACAGGGUCUCUAGUGUAUUAUGUUAUUAGCACAAAGCUUAAAAACAGGAAAACUCAUCUUUGGCAUUAGAACUGGAUUCUUGCUUGUUUGCUUUUUGCGAUUUAUUGGAAAUAGAUUCUCUUCUCACACAA
Molecule: messenger RNA, 3123 nt
Organism: Meriones unguiculatus (Mongolian gerbil)
Lineage: Eukaryota; Metazoa; Chordata; Mammalia; Rodentia; Muridae
Product: sialic acid-binding Ig-like lectin 5
Exons: 10
Coding region: 165-2030 (621 amino acids)
Biological process (GO): cell adhesion
Cellular component (GO): plasma membrane
Molecular function (GO): sialic acid binding
Source: RefSeq, a predicted model, not a curated record